AUGGCCUACAAGUUGAGGGAUAGGAAUGAAGACCCGCUGGUCUAUAGAGAGAGAAGUUCAUCGGAUUCCGAAAGCGAUUCGGAUGGCUAUGACGAUCCAGAUUACUCCAACAGGCCUAUGAGACGACAACCAAGGCAACAACACCAGCACAUUCCAGGCGAUGUGGGAAUGGCCGAUCAUUUGAACAUGAAUGGCACUGCUGGAUUGGUUAGAAGACGUUCCGGUCGCCCGCCGAGGAAUCCUGCUCCUGCCCCAGCACAAAAUCAAGCGCCAAAUAUUGCGCCAAUUCCUGAGAGAAGAAGGAGGAGAAGGCGAGCUCCGUAUUCACUGCGAAAACUGAGCAACGCUCCAAGAUUCCAAGAGAAGAAAACAAUCCUGGCAUUGCUGAUAGACAUGGGAAGAGUUGAGGACAACCAACUAGUCUAUUACUGGGACCAGGUCAAAAGGAAAGUAACCCUUCAUGGCAAAAUUAGCCGAGCCGGGAUUCACUGCAGAUGCUGCGAAAAGGUGGUUACCGUUUCCGAAUUUGAGGAUCAUGCUCGGAGCGGUUUCAAAGGCGAGCCAUAUAGGAACAUUGCGUUGAGAGACGGCACAACUCUUUUCGUAGGCCAAUUUGUGGCAUGGUGCAAGAUAAUGGAACUUUCAGGUUGGUCUUUGUUAAACAAUGACUUUGAGCCUAAGAAGAAUGCCAUGGACAAGAGUGACGACGCUUGCAUUGUAUGUGCUGACGGCGGAGACUUGAUUUGCUGCGAAAAGUGCCCCUCCACUUUUCAUUUCAGCUGCCUCAACAUGGAGAGAAUUCCUCAAGAUGAUUGGCUCUGUGCAUAUUGUGUGUGCAAGCACUGUGGACUCUCAGAAGGCGACACUGAAAUCUCUGAAUGCACUUUGUGUGAGAAGACAUGUAUGUGA
Messenger RNA from Morus notabilis, 909 nucleotides. RefSeq names its product increased DNA methylation 1. Gene Ontology annotation, molecular function: transcription corepressor activity. The record is from RefSeq and is a predicted model, not a curated record. Gene Ontology annotation, biological process: negative regulation of DNA-templated transcription. Lineage: Eukaryota; Viridiplantae; Streptophyta; Magnoliopsida; Rosales; Moraceae. The transcript is spliced from 3 exons. The coding region runs from base 1 to 909 and encodes 302 amino acids.